This is a messenger RNA of Melopsittacus undulatus (budgerigar), 1875 nucleotides long. It is a transcript of the gene AMN1, whose product is annotated as antagonist of mitotic exit network 1 homolog. Bases 70 to 870 code for a protein of 266 amino acids. Lineage: Eukaryota; Metazoa; Chordata; Aves; Psittaciformes; Psittaculidae. Gene Ontology annotation, molecular function: protein binding. Gene Ontology annotation, cellular component: cytoplasm. The transcript is spliced from 7 exons. The record is from RefSeq and is a predicted model, not a curated record.
CUGCCGCCAUUUCGGUACCGUCCCCCGGAGCCGUUGGGUCCGGGCGGUGCUGCGUUCCCCGCCGCUGCCAUGAGCCGCCUCAGCGGCGGUUGGGAAUGUGCCGGCGAGGAAGCCGAGCUCCUCCUGGACCUAUGCCUUCAGUGUUUGACAAAGAACCUUUCCAGAUACGCUGCAGAUAUUAAGUCAUUGCCACCCAACAUAAAGGAUAAACUGAUUAAAUUAAUGAGUAGUCAAGGGCAAAUAACUGAUUCAAAUAUCAGCGAGGUAUUGCACCCUGCUGUAGAGUCUCUAGACCUUCGAGACUGUGAUAUUUCAGAUAAUGCAUUACUGCAGCUUCAUAACUGCAAGCAGCUGAAAAAAAUUAACUUAAACUCCUGCAGAGAAAACAGAUUUGGAAUCACUUCAGAAGGUGUGAUAGCAUUGGCCUUAUCCUGUCCUUACUUGCGUGAAGCAUCUUUUAAAAGGUGCUGUGAUAUAACUGACAGCGGAGUUCUUGCUCUUGCGCUCAACUGCCGGUACCUACAAAUAGUGAACUUGGGCAGUUGUUCAGGCAUCAUGGAUGCAUCUCUGCAAGCACUAGGAGAAAACUGCAAAUUUCUUCACAGCGUGGAUUUCUCAUCUACUCAGGUAACAGAUGAUGGCGUUGUAGCACUAGUAAGUGGAACGUGUUCAGAGAAUUUAAAGGAGAUCCACAUGGAACGCUGUGUGAAUCUGACUGAUGUCGCUGUGGAAGCAGUCCUUACUUGUUGUCCGAAAAUACACAUUUUUCUGUUCCAUGGAUGCCCUUUGAUAACAGAUCGUUCCCGAGAAGUUUUAGAACAGCUGGUCAUAUCAAACAAAAUCAAACAAGUAACAUGGACUGUUUACUGAUUAUUUAUCAUGUAUGUAUGAGUGUAAAGUUUACAGCUGGGAGAGCUCUUAUGGAAAACAAGCACCUUGGAGAAAUAGCACCUUGGUGACUUUUGGACCAUCAGAUUGCUUCCCUCCUUGUUCCCGCCAGAGGUCUCCAUCGCCAUUCCAGUCCUUGCCUGUGAGUCUUGGCUUUCCCGUUGUCUCAACUUAGAGUCCCGUCUGUCUUUGCAUUGCUACCCAUACUUCAGUAAGAGGAAAGUUAAACUAUAAUUGAUAUUACACUAUCAUCGCUCAGCCUCCUUCAAGUAUGAGAUUUGGCUACUACUUUGUAUCUUUUACCAUGGCAGUUACAUAUACAAACCAAAUUUAAGUAAGUCUGUGUUCUGAGUUUGUAGUCCGAGAGGGUAGUUGCAACUAAAAGUACCAACCCAAACAUUAUGCUGGAGUGUCUGUAAGGUUGGGACUGUAAUCUGACAAAAGUCAACAGAUCUAACUGGUGACCGGAGGUUGCAUUAACAGCAAUGCAAAUGUAUUUUUAGUAAGAAAUAGUCUCCUUUUGCUGGGUCUGGAAAAAAAACUGUAGGUACCUUUUUUUUGAUGUUACUGCAGGUUUCUGUUCUUAUUUUCUAAUACUUGCUGGAUUUUUAUACAUCAAAAACUACAGUCUGUGAACAUGUAAAUGUAAAUAUAAACUUUGAAAUUGUUGUGGUGACUUAAUAAAUUGCAAAGUAGUAGCUAUGACUGAUUAAAAAAAUCUUGUAUAUGGGCAAGUACAAAAGCUCUGGCUUUUGCCUAAGUUGAUUAAAAUCCUUCUAGGGAACAAAAUGCUGGUCCUCAUAAGCAUUGCUGUGAGUGAAAUAGUACCAAACUGAAUGCGUACAUGAAUCUCAGGAUGGUAGAGUUCAGCAGAGUAUGUGUUCUGCUGUGUGUGGUUUAUUAUCUUUCCAGUGGCCCCAGAAGCUGAAAAUAACAACCACUUAUAUAUUGUUCAGCUGUGGUCAUAAUAAAGAAAAAAAAAUCUUA